Molecule: messenger RNA, 1445 nt
Organism: Xenopus laevis (African clawed frog)
Lineage: Eukaryota; Metazoa; Chordata; Amphibia; Anura; Pipidae
Gene: bix1.L
Product: Brachyury-inducible homeobox 1, gene 1 L homeolog
Biological process (GO): endoderm development; positive regulation of transcription by RNA polymerase II; hematopoietic progenitor cell differentiation
Cellular component (GO): nucleus
Molecular function (GO): DNA-binding transcription factor activity, RNA polymerase II-specific; DNA-binding transcription activator activity, RNA polymerase II-specific; DNA binding
Source: RefSeq, marked provisional
AGCAAACAUCACUGUGGGAAGAGGCAGAUUUGGAAGUACAGACCCAGGAGUGGCUGGUGGCAUUGGGAUGCUUGGAUAUACCCAAGAGAUGGAGCAGCUCUAUAGCACCUACUUCUCCUCCAGUGACCCCUCAAUGGGCUUCAGUUCUGCCCUGGACUCCCUCAUGGGAAUGGGUUUCCCUCCUGUACAACAGAAUCCAGUACAGCAAGCUAAUGUGAAAGGACACAUGAAGGCUGGAGAUCUUGGAGCCAAUCAAACAACACAGCACAAGGAAGCUUCCAAUCAGCAGAAGGUUUCCCCGACACAGAUGUCCAAUCGCAGGAAGAGAACUGUCUACAGUCCCUCAGAUCUGGCCCGACUGGAGCAGUACUUCAGAACAAAUAUGUACCCAGAUAUCCACCAGCGGGAAGAAAUGGCCAGACAAAUGGGCUUGCUCGAGUCACGCAUACAGGUUUGGUUUCAGAACAGGAGGUCAAAAGCCAAGCGUCAAGGGUCCAGAUCUACCAAGUUGGCUGCUGUUGGAGAUUACUAUAACAGAACCCCAAUGUACAACCCAGCACCCACAGCCAAUGGCACAAUAACUGUAGCACAGCAACAACAGAUGAUAUCUUAUCAGCAGCAGGUCCAGCCAUUGGCCACUCUACACUAUGGCUUCCAGCCAAAUGUCUCCAUGCAAGGAACCAGUCUGGACAAGAUGUAUUCAUCUCAGCAGAAUCCAAUCAGCUUUCCACAGCAACAAGUCCAACCCAUUAUCAAUGUACAGCAGAAUUACUUCCACCAGCCCUGGGACCUCCUGCCUUGCCCUGAAUCCUCAUGGACAGUCAACAGCCAGAGACUCCCAGGACAUCCAACAACAUCCAGUACCCACCCUCAUAUUGAUUUGCCUAGUAAGCCCAUUACAAGCCACUGCACCAAGGGUAUGAGUCCUGGCAAGGAAUCUGAGAGAGACUUUGGUUGGAGACAAAACCAAGUAACCAUGCAUUCUAACCUCGUGAUGGAAUUCCCACCUAACAAGACCAUAACCCCUGAUAUGAACACCAUCAUCCCACAGAUACCAGGGGCAACAGGUUGGAAGAACCAGGAGGAUAUCAAUACCUACUCUACACAGGGGGCACUGUCCAGGGCAGGGUGUAGCAGCUAUGGACUUCACUCUCCGUCCUCAGACUCAGGAGUCAGUGAUGCAUCUACAGAGUCAGUCUCAGACUGGGAAGAGAACCUUCUGAAAUCUCUAUUUUGAAUACUCCGUUGCUGGAGCCUUCCGCAUCAUCUUCAUCACACACAGGAGGAGGAGGACAGUGUAUAUGUAUCUCCAACACCAAAGCACUUCAACAUUUGGCUCUUUAUAUUUUGUAUUGUUUCAGGGGGGAAUCUUUAAAAAUACAGUGACACUUAAUGCAGUACUGGACAAUUUUUCAUUGCACUAAUAAAUCUUUUAAAUUAAUGAC